Fundulus heteroclitus (mummichog) is the source of this 2700-nucleotide messenger RNA. RefSeq names its product EGF-containing fibulin-like extracellular matrix protein 1. Gene Ontology annotation, molecular function: calcium ion binding. NCBI's taxonomy places the organism in Eukaryota, Metazoa, Chordata, Actinopteri, Cyprinodontiformes, Fundulidae. The record is from RefSeq and is a predicted model, not a curated record.
AUGCCUCAGGUCAUUGUCCUGCUGGAAAGUGAACCUCCAUCCCAGUCUCAAAUCAUUCUCCUGCAUUCUUUGUUUGUCUGGAUUGAGCUUCCUCUCAAGUCUCUCUGUGUGAUCACUGCAGACAUAGAUGAAUGUGCAACAGGCACACACAGUUGCGGGCCUGGGCACACCUGCUACAACACCAGAGGCUCCUUCACGUGCCAGUGUCCUCUUGGCUACUAUCAGAACGGGGGCUGUGUCGACAGAGACGAGUGUGCCCUGAGGCACUACUGCAUGCAAGGAUGUGUGAAUACCCAGGGCUCAUACUACUGUGAAUGCCAUCCCGGUUACAAAUUAGCCAACAACAACCACUCAUGUAUAGAUGUGAAUGAAUGUGAUGUGGAAAAUCCAUGUCAGCAUCAAUGCUACAACCUGAUGGGCUCCUUCCUGUGUCAGUGCAACAACGGCUUUGAGCUGGCUGCAGACAAGGUCUCCUGCCAAGACAUUGACGAAUGCAGCUUGUCCAGCUACAUGUGUCAGUUCCAGUGUAUUAACAACCCUGGGAGUUACUCAUGCGAGUGCCCGCAAGGAUAUCAGCUCCAGGGAAACAGGUUGUGUCAAGACAUGAACGAGUGUGAGAUGGGGACUCACAACUGCCAAGACGAUGAAAUGUGCUGGAACUAUUAUGGAGGCUUUCGCUGUUAUCCCAGAAACCCCUGCGAUUCUCUUUACACCCUGACCUCUGAAAAUCGCUGUGUUUGUCAAUCUCAAGCCGAGUGCCAGGGUCUCCCUCCGUCAAUAGUCUACAAAUACAUGAGCAUCCAGGCGGACCGAUCUGUGCCAGCGGACAUUUUCCAGAUUCAGGCCACCAAUAUGUUCACCAACACACGCAACAAUUUCAGGAUUAAAGCCGGAAAUGAAGGCGGAGAGUUUUUCCUUCGGCGUUCCAGUAACGUAGGUGCCAUGCUGGUGCUUACCAAGCCUUUGUCGGGGCCCAAGGAGUACGUGGUGGACCUGGAGAUGAUCACUCACCAUCUGACCAUGAACUACCAGUCCAGCUCCCUGCUGCGGCUCACCAUCAUAGUGGGGGCUUAUCCCUUCUGAGCUUUAGCGGUCCUAGCAGCUCCCAUAGGUCUGGUUUCAGCAAACAUAGCAAAAGCCUUUAUCACUAUACGCUACAUCCUCUCUCUCAGUACAAGCAUAUAACAUAGCCUUCCUCACAUUUAAACACCAGCAAAAGCUGUUCUUAUAUAGUUGCUGAAAAACUAAACCAAAUCUGUGCUAUGACAUCACCGUUAGCCAUCAUGUUCUAGUCAGCGUGCCUUGAUCUUCAAAUACAUGCCAUCUAUAAUCUUUUAAAUUCAGUUGUAAUCUUUUGUUUUUUGCUAAAUUCCAAACAACUGGAAAAAAGUGCAGUGGCACUCAUGAGAGGAAGCCUUGUGGACACACUAACUGGAUUAUAUUUAAAUUCAGCUCUACUUAUUGGACAUUCGUCCCUUUUUUUUUCAAAUCAGAACUGCUUUAACUAAUCAGUGGAUGCACCUGUAGUUUGAGAAAGCCACACUUGGACAAAUAUCCAGCAUUAGCAGCUUUUUAUGCAAUAGUAAUCUACAGUUUUUACUGCCACGCUUCUAUUGAGGAAUAUUAGAGGUUAGGGGUGCAGGUUUCUGCGUGGUUUGCCUCAUAAGUGACAAUUUCCAGAGAACUAGGAACAGUUCAAAAGUGUACAAGAGAGGUAAUUCCCCAUUGAGUUGAGGGAGUGUUAAACUUUCUUUUGCAGCGGGCUUAAAGUUUGGAGACCAGACACACAAGAGUAACGACAUGUAUAUAAAUAGGUAAAAGAAAAUAAAAAUCUUUGUACGUGCCGAUGUUGAUGAAUGCGUGUGCGCCGCUAGCUUUGUUUAUGCAUGAAUGCAGAUGUAAGUGUGAAACACAGCGGGAGAGAAGGGGAAAGAAUGAGAAAGUGUUCGCUUUCCUUUCUUGGGUUCGGUGGAUGUGGCCGAGCUGUUUAUGCGUUUCUGUGAUGCCAUCCCAGCAGCGUCCAUCACAGAGCCAAUAACAGAGACCGUUAAACUCGAGAACACAUACAGGAAAUGAUGGUUUUGGUAACACACCUUGGCAACUCCACCACUCUCCGCUGCUGCGGUUAUUCACCAGAGUUACAGCUAGACUCUAAUGUCAGUCCUAGUCAAGAAGUCACACUGGCACCAGGCUGGCUUGCGUUAUAAAAGAUAAUUGCUGUGUUUUGCCCUGUAGCGGCUUCAUGCUUGACACAGGGGAUUAUUAAAGUGUUAAUACAAUGCCACCAGACGUUUGGCGGAGUGAGAGAUCUUUCACUACCUGUUCUGCCUUUUCUGGCUCCAUGUGUCUGCUCUCUGGCUCAAUGCUGAAACACUGUAAACUGUUGAUUCACACCACUGCGAAACGGACAUGUUGUCAUCACCCUGUAAGUGCAAAAAGCUGCCAAGUUUUGCCUUAAGAUAAUCCCGUUUGUGUGGUUUCAGCUCUCAUUAAGUCGUUUUGCCUUCAUGCCCUGUACAAAACCUGUAACACUAAGCAAAGCAUUCAUGCUGUCAAGACUUUUUACUUUCCUCAGUGAGAUACCUUAAUGUUUUGUUUCAUUUUCUAUUUAAAUAUAUAUUUUGUCGUUUAUAUCUUGUAAUGAUUGUACUCUGAAGAGCAAAAGCUAUAUUGUUUAAUAAAGUGUGAUAUAAAAAUCUG